AUGGGACUAUUUGAUAUAAUAGAAGAAAUAAUAGAUGAUGAUUUGCUUUUUAUUUUAAAGUAUGGAUUAAUAAUUUCAAACUUCAUCACAAUUUUUAUUUUGCUAUAUUUUAAAUCCAAAAAAUAGCAAAAUGAGAAAGAUGUAAUAAUUAAUAUGUUAGAAAAAGGAAAAUACAUCUGUUUUGUUAGUCACUGCUCAUCCUGAUGAUGAAGCAAUGUUUUUUUUACCUACUAUUACUUAUUUGAAUGACAAUAAUUAUUAAAUUCAUUUAAUAUGUUUAUCAAAUGGAAAUGCUAAUAAGAUAGGAAAAAUUAGAGAAUCAGAACUAGAAAAGUGUUGUAAUUACUUGAAGAUAAAAAAAGUAUGUUCUUAAUUUAUAUUAUUUAGUUAACCAUCAUAAAUGAUGAACAUUUAUAAGAUUCAAUGACUGCUACGUGGCCCAUAGAAAAAAUUUAAAAUGUUGUUUAAAAGUAAUAUGAAUUAUUUAAUAUAGUUAUAUAGAAGAGAAUAAUAUAAAGGGAAUAAUUACAUUUGAUUAACAUGGUGUUUCAGGUCACUUAAAUCAUAUUGCAUGUUAUAAGGCAAUAUCUACAAUGAAAAGAUCAGAAGAGUUAAAGGUAUUUUUGUUAGAGACCACUAAUAUAUUAAGAAAGUAUAGUUCAAUUUUAGAUUUCUUUGUCUCUUCUAUCCUUAAUGAUAAUCUAAUGGUGAAUCUAAAUAUCUUUAAGGCAUGGAGAUCUAUGCAAAUUCAUCAUUCAUAAUUUGUAUGGUAUAGAAAGCUGUUUGUUGUGUUUUCGAGAUAUGCUUAUAUAAAUACGUUGAUUAAAAUUUGA
This is a messenger RNA of Paramecium primaurelia, 833 nucleotides long. Lineage: Eukaryota; Ciliophora; Oligohymenophorea; Peniculida; Parameciidae. The record is from the annotation of a GenBank genome assembly.